AUUAGCGCUAAACUGUAAAUUGUUUUAAUUUUAGAAAUCCAGUUGGGCUUAGUUUAUUCGUUAAAGUUUCAGAGAAGCUGAGAAUGGCUCCAAAAUACAAGCUAAUCUACUUUCCUUCUAAGGCUCUCGGUGAGCCUAUUCGUCUGUUGUUGUCUUACGGUAACCAGGAGUUUGAAGAUUACCGUUUUGAGCGCGAACAAUGGCCAUCUAUCAAACCAUCAAUGCCGUUCGGCAAGACACCGGUGUUGGAAGUUGAUGGGAAGCAAGCGCAUCAGUCGAUUGCUAUUUCCCGCUACUUGGGCAAGAAGUUUGGUUUAGGGGGAAGCAACGAUUUAGAAGAUUUAGACAUUGAUGCCAUCGUUGACACCAUCAGUGAUUUUCGCUCCCAAAUAUGGGCUUUCUUCUACGAACCUGACGAGGAAUUGAAGGAGAAGAAGAAAGGUCCUGUGCUGGAAACUGUAGUGCCGUACUACAUGCCCAAGUUUGAGGAAGUGGCGGCAAAGAAUGGCGGCUAUUUUGUUGGGGGAAAGGUUCUGAGGUGGGCAGCUUCAAACAACAUGAUUGCGGUACUUUUCUGGCUGCAGUUAUUCGGCAAAGCUUUUGGAGAUUCCUACGAUGUCACAACUUUGUAUCGAUUGGAUGACAAUUUACUCAUAUCUGGGCAAACUGACUUUGAUGAUGCGAAUGCCACUCAGGUAACUUUAAAAGGAGCCACAGAAAUUCACAGCAGGACUAACGCUCUUGGUCUGCCAUUUUUGUUGCCAGGUAGACAAAUUAUAGAUCCGUCGGUCGGUGCUGAUUUUGCAGUUUGUGAUUCAAUUAAAUGUCCCUGGACUCUUACAAACUGGAACAAAACGAAGUACCCUUACGAUAUUCCUCAGCCACCAUUAAUUUCAAACGACAAUGAUUACUUCGACCAGGAAACGGAUGGUGGGGACAUAACUUCCUACAGGGAAUUCAACGAAAAUGUAGAAAUAAAAUUUCAACCAUUUGGCAGCAGUGGAUCCGCUGCUGUGUAUCUACUUGAUGGGGAGGCUGAUAUAACGACAAGCAGCAUGUAUGGCAUAAGAGUCUCACCCCAGAUGAGAGCAAUUGUAAUACGUUGCACAGGAGAUGGAUGGGACAAUUACUACAGAAUUGCUGAGAGAUACCCAAGCAGAAUGUGUACCGAAAUAUAUUCAACUACUUUUGAAGCAAGCCAAUGGGAAGUUAACAAUGGCCCAUAUAUUUUUAAAAUAACAACCACAUUGAAUAUAUUCACCUUCACUGUGACCAAAGAAGAACGAACCCUGGCUUUUAUGGAGUGGGACGAUGGGCGGUAUAUUAACUUGGAGUAUGUUGCCUGCGCCACAUUAGACUUUGGAGGACGCUUCUACUCUUUGGAAGACGUGUACGCGCUGGACGGGCCGACUGGGCGGAUGAGCAGCCCCGUGUUCGCGCCCGGGGGCAGCAGGCUGUGCGUGUCCCUGACGAGCUACGUGGCCUUGGAGGCGGAGCUGCAGCUGUCGGCGCAAGGAGCCGGCCUCGAGCUGUCCGUGGCCACGGAGGUUGCACGUCCGGAACUUGCUGAAAGGGCCUGGAGAACUGAGAGAUUUGUAGUAGACCUUCCUGCUGAGCUACAGAAGCAACACUUGUCACUAACACUCGUCGCUUCCAACCCAUUUGAAGGUCAUGUGUUAAUUCAGAGGCUGGCUGGCUGCAAUGCUGAAGCACCAGAAGAUAUUGCAAUUGUGUCGCAUGAAAUACCUCAAAAGAUAUUCUCUGAGAGUGGGUUCGAUGUGGCAGUGUUUAAAACUGAUUCUAAGAGAAAAUCAGUGGAACACCGAGAUGCGGACUGCCUGCACGGAGGAGUUCGGGACGAGGAAGAUGGUUUCUGUGUCUGCCCAGUCGGUUUCAUUGGGAAAAAAUGCGAAGAAGGCUGUGGGCCCAACAGUUUUGGCAAUGACUGCGGUGGUACAUGUUCCCCCACUACAAACGAGUGCCGGAACAUCAUAAUGUGUAGACCGAAGGUGAAAUGCGACUGCGCUCCUGGGUUCAAAGGUCAUAUAUGUGAUACACUAUGUUCUGAAGGAGAAUAUGGUGCUGGAUGCAAACAAACUUGUGGUCAUUGCAAAAAUAGUCAUUGUGACAUUUAUACUGGUGUUUGUCAUGAUGGAUGUAUCUAUGGUUAUGCAAGACCGUUCUGCAAAGAAGAGCUACGUCGCUUGAAAUCGCCUCCAACAUUAGACACCAUAGGUUUCUAUGAUGCUAGCGUGAACAUUGAUUUGAGUGAUGACAACCUGUUGGGUGAAGGAGAACCCAUAUUCUACCAGCUGCAAUAUAAGGAAUCCUCAGGAGAUGAAUGGCUGGAACACAAACUACAAGAAUUCCCAGCAAACACUUCACAGCCAAUAUCGAAAAGUAUUAAACAUUUGGUGCCUGGAACAUCUUACGAUGUAAGAGUUCUUAUUAUAUGUGCCGGCGAUGAACACACAGUAGAAGACACAUUGCCAAAAACUUCUUUUGUAGCAAUGUGCUUAAUACCAUUGGAAGUGGAAUACAACAUCAGUUUACAUUCCGUCACGGAAAGAGAGUUCUUUAUUAAAUGGGACUACAUUGCAAAGGAUAACACCACGUGUCCAGCGAUCAAGUACGAAGUCCACCAAUUCAUGAACUGGCAGUGGGCGCUAUACCGCGAGACUCCGUCUUCGUACAUGACGAUAACGGACGCUCUGCCGGGCUCUAGGCGCAAGAUUCGAGUUCGAGCUGUCACCGUCAACGGUCCGGCGAGAUUCUCGCCCGUGUUGGACGUGAAGCUGAGAGACGGCGUCCCCCAACGAGUGGUGCAUCUGCACGCGGAAGAGACUCUGCCGCGGGUCACCCAGAAUUCAGAAUACGUCGAAGAGGGCAUAUCACUGACUUGGCAACCUCCGAGACAAACAUCAGGAGUAAUAAGACAUUACAAAGUUUCAUACCGGUGUACUGGUUACGUGAGCUGCCAGAGAUAUAACUGCGAUCAGGCCGAGGAGCUGCAGGUUCAAGAGACGUCAGCUGUGUUGAGGGGCUUGUAUCCUCACGCCCACUACAUUGUCAGCGUGGCUGCUGUGUCUGGGAGUCAGGGACCUUGGGCUACACUUGCUCUGACUACGCACAGUGCAGCGCCCGAGGUGGCGCCGACAGCCAGCCAGGCAGCUGUCGCCAGCGCCACCAACAGCUCGCUCGAGGUCCGCUGGGAGCAGCCACGCGACUGCCGCGGGCUCAGGGGCGUCAUGCACGGCUACAAGUACUGGCUCGUGCCGGCUGGCGGCGCCACGGAGGUGGCUCGCGGCGUCACGGAGGAGACGAGCCUCGUGUUCACCGGCCUGCAGCCGCACACCGCCUACCAAGUCAGGGUGUGCGUGCUCACGUCCGCGGGCUACAACCCGCGCCACAUGCUCGUCUUCAACGCCACCACCAAGUCCACAGUUCCAGGGCCGGUGCGGGGACUGGUGGUGUACAAGCGCAGCAGGAAGCUGCUGGGAGUGCGGUGGUCGGCGCCGCUGGACGUGUCAGGCACCCUCAGCUCCUUCAGACUGUCCUUCAUGAGGACGGGCGACUCGGAGGAAACCAGCUUGAUGCUCGAGCUGGAACCUUGCUCCGCCUGGUCAGCUGACUUCUGCCACACCCUCCUUCACCUGGUGCCGCGUUCGCAGUACAGGAUCACUGUGUGGGCUCGCAAUGCUGAAGUGGACGACGAUGGAGACAAGAGCACAGUGCUGGCUACUACUGUGGAGGAUGGAGCCCCGGACGCCCCUGAGAGCCUGCAGAUACUGAACCACUCGAACGCUUCUCUCACCGUACAAUGGAAGCUGCCGCGCCUCUUCAGAGGCAUCAUCAGGUCCUAUGUGCUGAACAUCGAGCAGACGGAUGCCUUCGACUCGUCAGACUGCUGCCAGUACUUCCCACUGCUCGAGGUGCCCGUGCGCUCGGAGCUGCCCUGGUACUCGCACACGUUCGCGAACCUGAGCUCUGCUUCCAAGUACACUGUGAGUGUGUCGUGGAAGACAGUCGCGCUGGGCCCUUCAGCGACUCUGAUGGUCGCCACCAGACCUGCCGCUCCUGAAAUGGACGAAACUGUCUACUUUGAAAACAACAAAUUUUACGUAGAAGGAAUGACUACGGAGGAUAAUCUUCUCAGGGGUUACUUGGUGUUAGUAAGACCUGAAAACUCAUCGCAAAGCUUUCCAGUCGCAAAGUUUCAUAGCGCUGACUUGGCUGAAGUAGUGCGGAGAAACAUCAACGGCCCAUUUCACAUCGCAGCUGAAUUAAUACCAGAGGAAUUAGAAAAAGGCUCAGCAGUCAUUGAGCUAGGAAGAAACGAGAAGAAAGAUGGUGUCUUUUGUCGUGUGGAGAACCUAACACUGCCCGCCGGCAGGUACACAGGAAUCUUAGUGAAGAUUAGGGAAUAUUCAUCAGUGCAUACCAUCUCGUGGUUUGGAACGGACUCUUUUACAAUAGAAUAAAAUGAUGUAAAAGGUGAAUGGAAAUAGUGGAAGGAGAAAACAAAAGUAUCGUCAUCAAUUAAUUAGUAAAAAUCUAUAGAGUUUGCUAUAAUAAAUUAGGAAUGGUGUUUAAAAAAAUUUGAAAACUGUUUUGUAGUUGAUUUAUAGUGUAAACAUAAACUUAGUAUGUGUUAGAAUUUAGUUUUCUUAAAUUGUAUUUCAGUUUUAAAAAUAAAUGAUAGUAAUUUUAAAAAAAAUGUAUCUUUACACUAUCAAAAUGUAUGCAAGUCUGUAAGUCAUAAUUGACACAAUAUAUCCCACCUUGUGCUGAGAAACCACUGAGAGGUGUUGUGAAAGUAUUUCAUCUAUUGCAUGUUUGAUGCGUAGAGCAAAUUAUAACAGACUGGCUAAUCAUCCGUGGCUUCAAUCACACAAAAAUCAGUAUAGAGCUAAUAUUAUUACAUUGAAAGAAAUGUUUGUGAUAAAUUUAAGGCAUUUUCAAUU
Molecule: messenger RNA, 4964 nt
Organism: Bacillus rossius redtenbacheri
Lineage: Eukaryota; Metazoa; Arthropoda; Insecta; Phasmatodea; Bacillidae
Exons: 29
Coding region: 84-4481 (1465 amino acids)
Biological process (GO): glutathione metabolic process
Molecular function (GO): glutathione transferase activity; protein binding
Source: RefSeq, a predicted model, not a curated record